GCGCACGGCGCUGAGGGUCUGGCUGCACUGCGCGGUGGGAGAUGAGAGUUUAGAGCAGCAGGUCGCUGCCACUAAAUCAGAUUAAUAGGCAAACUGGAUUGUGACGUCAGGGUUUAAAACUGUGGGCGGCGUCGUCUCGCGCUGUCCGUGCUGGAGCGGCGCUGUGUGAAGGACGGCACGAGCUGCUUGCUCUCGCUGCACGGGCAAGCAUGACUCCAUCAGCAGCAGCAACAGUAGCAGAACCGUAGAGCAGCUACCCCAAAGACAAGCCUCUGACGAUGGCCUCCUAUUUGGAGAUACUUGAUGAUGACCAGGGUCAUGAACUGAGUCUUUUUUGUGUACCCAAACACUACGAAGAAGAUUUAGACAGUGUUAUAAUUCCCAAUGGUCUCAUUAAAGAUCGGACUGAGCGGCUGGCCAGGGAUAUUGUUCGUGAUAUGGGAGGACACCAUAUUGUGGCACUGUGUGUGCUAAAAGGAGGGUAUAAAUUCUUUGCAGACCUGAUGGAUUACAUCAAGGCACUGAAUCAGAACAGCGAUAAGUCUGUGCCGUUGACUGUGGAUUUCAUUAGGCUAAAGAGCUACUCAAAUGAUCAGUCAACAAACUGUGUAAAGGUUAUUGGCGGAGAUGAAUUAUCUGCUCUUAGUGGAAAGAAUGUGCUCAUAGUCGAGGAUAUUGUAGAGACAGGGCGGACCAUGGAAACACUGCUAGCGUUAUUAAAUGAAUGUAAUCCCAAAAUGGUCAAAGUGGCCAGCUUACUUGUGAAAAGGACUCCAAGAAGCUCAGGAUACCGUCCUGAUUACAUUGGGUUUGAGGUUCCUGAUAAAUUCUUGGUGGGAUAUGCUCUGGACUACAAUGAGUAUUUCAGGGAUCUGAGUCACAUCUGUAUACUAAGCGACAGAGCAAAAGAAAAGUAUAGAGUAUGAAAAGAAUCCCAAGUGCUGGACGCAUGAAGACUAAGACCACUGUGAACCUUCCCUUUCUGAUGUGCUGGUUAUGAAGAGGUUGUGGUUUUUUUUUUUUUUUUUUUUUUUUUCUUCCCCCCACUCUAUUCUUCAUUUUAUGUUUUAUCAAAGAAGUAUGAACUCAUAGAAUGCAGGGAAGAAAUGAGAAAUAAGAGCCCAAACAGGAGAGAGAGAGAGAGAGAGAGAAGAAAGACUAGAAAAUAAAUUAUGAUUUUGUUUGGAAUCAGUAGGCCUAGUUUUAUCAUAGUAUUAUGAUUAUAGACUGUAAAUUGUUUUACAUAUAUUUAUUUAUUAUGUCUACUGAGGCCUUAGGUGUACUUGAACAAUUUUGUUAUAAAUGGCACUUUUGAUUAAUGUGGCAGUGUCUCAUACUUUAAGGUCCAGAGAAGAGGAAAUGUAAGACAUUAUUGGAGGCAGUGCAGAACUGUACAUUUUGUUGUUACCUCUAAUAAAUCUGUACAAUAUUUUAUUCAUGUGCUGACAAA
Molecule: messenger RNA, 1450 nt
Organism: Pygocentrus nattereri (red-bellied piranha)
Lineage: Eukaryota; Metazoa; Chordata; Actinopteri; Characiformes; Serrasalmidae
Gene: hprt1l
Product: hypoxanthine phosphoribosyltransferase 1, like
Exons: 9
Coding region: 279-926 (215 amino acids)
Biological process (GO): guanine salvage; hypoxanthine metabolic process; IMP salvage
Molecular function (GO): hypoxanthine phosphoribosyltransferase activity; magnesium ion binding
Source: RefSeq, a predicted model, not a curated record